Messenger RNA from Paramecium sonneborni, 200 nucleotides. The record is from the annotation of a GenBank genome assembly. NCBI's taxonomy places the organism in Eukaryota, Ciliophora, Oligohymenophorea, Peniculida, Parameciidae.
AUGAAACCUCCUAGAUUUAGGGAUGAAUAUAAUACCUCAAAAAAUAAUAAAACUGUUCCUUAGAAUAUUUAGAUCAAUCUAAGGAUAGGUUGUAAUAAAAAACAUUUAGCUAAAAGAAUAUAAAAAGUAUAAUUUGUAUUAAUUCAUAGGGCGUUAUAACUAUAAAAAGGAAGCUGUAGUAAUGCUAUAAAACUUUAUGA